Messenger RNA from Oppiella nova, 1077 nucleotides. The record is from the annotation of a GenBank genome assembly. NCBI's taxonomy places the organism in Eukaryota, Metazoa, Arthropoda, Arachnida, Sarcoptiformes, Oppiidae.
AUGGGCGCCUGUGCGGGCAAACACCAACACCUCAAGCGUGAGGCGCACGACAAGUACCUCCCGGUGCCCAUCAAAAACCACAACAACAACACCAAUGACUUGAUCGUUAAGUUUCGCGAAUCGCAAAACUUGGACAACAAAAACAUCCCAAGAAUAUACCGCUUAUCAUACCUGAGCCGUGACUUUGAUCCCCGAUCCUUUGACUUUAGCGAUGAACUAUGCGUUCAUAUCCUAAGCUACCUGUCCCUUGAGGAUCGCCUGCGCCUGGAGUCCGUAUGCCAACAGUGGCAGCGAUUAAUCUACCGGAGCGUGCGUACCCUUGACUAUCCCCUCCCGAGUAGGCUAUACUCGCAUUUAGAUGGGAACUACAUGUCGGACAAGCACUGGCUAUACGUGUCGAGACAGGUGCUCCGAAAGUGUCACUUUUUGACCAAGGUUAGGUUGUUGGAUACGUGCGAUACAGAUGUGCUUGCUGUUUUGGCUAAGAAUUGUCACUGGUUAGAGUCGAUUGAGUGGAGGUUCCAUAAUUUGCUACCUGUGCGCCGGGAGGUGUUGAGUAAACUGUGCGAUAAUUGUGGUAAUAGUUUGACUUGUAUCAAGGUAAAAGAACUGGAUGAACAGGCGUUUAAUUCAGAGUCGGGUCUAUCGGUGCUCAUCGUCUACAGUGAAUACCUGCUAAACAUCCGCACCGUUAGUGUUGCCAUCGAUUCCGAUAAAUGUCUCAAAUAUUUCCAACUCUUCGCCGACAUCUAUAACCAAAGGAUAACAUCACUGGAAAUACGGCUCAAAUUCAGCACAUUUUACACACAACUGGAGGACACCUUUGCAUCCAUAGCACAGUUCCUAAACCUUCAGUCCCUCACCAUAACCCUGGAGUCGGAGUACCCCCUGGACAUGGAGCUCAGCGCAGGGGCCUCACUAUUAGCUCAUUGCUGUCCAAACCUAACGGCUCUGACCCUUGAACUCCGGGAUCACAUACGAUGCACAUCCGGGUCGGUACUGGAAAGCCUACAGCCGUUUCGAUCCCUAACCUCCCUGUCCGUUCGGAUCCGCUCCCCAGACAUUGAAUUGGGUUCA